Molecule: messenger RNA, 908 nt
Organism: Parastagonospora nodorum SN15
Lineage: Eukaryota; Fungi; Ascomycota; Dothideomycetes; Pleosporales; Phaeosphaeriaceae
Exons: 2
Coding region: 93-692 (199 amino acids)
Source: RefSeq, a predicted model, not a curated record
GGCAUCAUCAGCUCAAGCAUCUUCAGCAUCCUUCUCUGCUUAAUUGUCCCUCUCGCAACUCAAACAGUCGCUUCAAUCCAAGACUCAUCAAGAUGAAGUACACCACCGUCAUCGCCGCGCUUACCAGCACCGCCCUCGCUCAGAGCUCUUGCUCUUCAGCACCACCCGCGUCCACACCUACUCCUCCUGCUGGCCCCAACUACUUCACCGUCAUCUCUGCUCGCAGCGCCUCUCCCGUCCACUUCCAGACGCUCACUGCACGCGGUCUUAAGUUUUACCUCGGCGGAGGCCCUCCCUCAUCAUUCUGCCCGACCGAACUUCCCGCCGGCUCGUGCCCGCCAGGUAACACCACCGUGUUGGCUGGUGGCUAUGGUACACUCGGCAUGGGUACCGUUGUCCCCGGUGGCCAGGAGGUCUACGUUGCUCCCGAUGGUGCUUUGAGCUACACACAGGCACACUCGGCCGCUGUUCCCGCCGGCAGCUACAGGGCCAUGUUCAGCCGCGAGCCAUCCGGCGAUAACUCGUUCGGCUACCUCAACUUCGAGACUGGCUUCGUUGCGUGCCCGGCCAAGGCACCCGAGACUGGAUACCAGGUCUUUGGCCAGGUUGAUGGCGCCACUUUCGGACCCGAGUGUCUGGGAUUCAGCGCCUUGACUUCUGAGACCGACCAGCCCGGCGCGUGGCAGUACUAGAUUCCCAUCGCGAUUGCGACUCGAAUUGUUUUCCCUUUUGAAGCAAAGAGCGAUAUGCCUAAUGAUAAUGUAAUGAAUCCAGCACGGAAGAGUGACCAAGGAAAACAUUGCUGGUGAAGGAGAAAAGGUCUCUCCACAACAUACCUGUAUAUAGAUGCAGCAUCCCUAUGACCCACGACACUCCCUAAUACCAUAAUGCAUUUGUCCAUCCUCAAA